UUGGAACGCGAGUGUCACGUCGGUUCAUUCGCAGCGAUCGCAUCUCGAGUGUAAUCUCUUCCCCCGCAGAAAACGCGAGCGCGAUGCAGCAACGAAGAGAGCUAUUUAUAUUUUUAGGUUGGGGAAACCUUCAAAAGACAGACCCUCCCACCCCUCCCUCCCCCCGUCGGUCGCGAAUGACCCGAAGUGACACAGUGAUGACCCGCCGGGUUUCGCGACUCGCCGCGGUGUAGUGUGAUUUUUAUUUUUUUUUUUUUUACCCACUAACCCCCAUCGCGAUCGCCCUUCUGUGCAAGGGUGGCGAGGACACCGGGAGUUCUCUUCGUCGAAUACUCGAUAUACUACGUCGGCAACCUUGGAAAUUAUCGGACUCGCCACCGUCUGUUGCUGGCGACACUAGACUAGACCUUCAGCCUCGUUUACAAUCGAAGUGUUUACGAAAGAGUGUCGUGGCGCCGUCCGUCGUGGGAUGAGAAUACACGUGCAAAGUAGUGAGACUUUUACGGAGGUUGGAAUAUUUGCAAAAAUCUCAAUGAAGACACGUCGCAGCGGGCGGGCAAAGAAAGAAAGACUCAAAUCCCAAUCAAAACCGAAAUCAAAAUCGAAAUCAAAACCGAAGGAGAUUAAAACUUCCAAAAAACAGACGACGAAGAUUCUCAAGGCAUACCGUGACACUUAUAGCAUGUUCAGUUGCAAGGACACCGCUGUAAAUUUGGUAGAUGAUGCCUGUGGUAAUGAUAUUCAGAUCGUUCCUUCGACGAGCGAGCCAGCCUAUUCUCCCAUAGAGAGACCAGCCACACAGGCCAGUCUUAAACGUAAAAAGAAACCCUGCGACAAUCAAGGGAGUGUUAACGAAACUUCUGACAAUUCAUAUUUCAUGAAUGAUUCCACGGAAUGGGACAGUCCCGAGCAGCAGAUAAACGAAACAAUUAACAAUAAUUGGAAGGUAAAUGAUUCAGAGGAUGAGGUGCAAGGAGAUUCGGAUGACGAUUCGACUCAAGUUGCUCCUAAGGAGAAAAGGAAUUUAGGCUCGCCCCUUGUGAUCGACAUGCUCAUGGACGGUGUCACUUCGAUAGAUCUGCCGCAGAUAUUUGAACACGAACAAGGGACAAGAUUGGGCAAGGAAACGACUUGCGACGACGCCUUCGAGUUAAAUGCAUUGUUCAAUAAGGAUAUCGAGUUCAUAAAUUCCAAGUACAACACUCACAUACAAGUUACGCGUCUGAAGCAGGCGUCACUUGUGCCAUCGAAUUCGACUAAAAAUGAUGCGAGCGAAGAGGCUAGUGACGACAGAUUGAAAGACAUUAGUGCCGAUAAUAGCAGUCCUACCAGAAGUCCUACGUCCAGAGAACUCGCAGGCGGAAGCCCCAGAAAAUCGGUAGAUCGUGAUAGCGAACCAGGAGCACAAAGUCUCAGGCACAAACACGUUGGCUCGCGUCGACGUGGGUGUAAGCGGAAAUCGCCAAAGUUUUACUGCAUAAGGAACAUCGUCAUCGUCAUAAUGGAAAGUGGCGGUAGAUUCUGCUUCACCGGCAAGCUGUUGGUGAAAGUGCUGUACGGCGCUGCGAAAAUUUACGGUUCCGUGCUGGACAAGUCGACCGGCGCCACGGAGGUGUACUCGCCGCGUGGCUACAGUAACGUCGUCAUAGAGACGGGCGAGGAGUUCCCGGAGGGUAGCGUCGACGACGUAUGGACGGCGCUCGGCACUGAGAGUGUCACGCGAGACUCGGAGAGCCAACUGCGGGACGACGUCGACAGCGUCCGGCCGGGCGCGGCCGUCCUCGUGCUGCAGGACUUCGAGAACAAUCUGACGCUCUUUCUGAAGACCCACUUCCGGCACUUCAGACUGUUCCCGAGCGUGAAGAAUCCCUCCUACUUCGCGUGGACGGACCGCAAGCGGGCCGAGAUAGUGCUGCAGGCGAAUCUGCAUGUCGAGCAGCUGCCCGACGAUUUCAAAUGCCGACGGCUGAUCACCGAUCCCUGCAUCACCGCGGACAUCGCGGGGCGGAUGCUGAGUCGCUGGCGCGCGAACGAGUGGUCCUGCACGCUGAUCGCCGGCGGCAAGGACGUCGGCAAGUCCACCAGCGCGCGAUGCCUGAUCAACAGCCUGUUGCGCACGUCCGGGAAGGCGGUGCUGGUGGACGUGGAUCCCGGACAGGCGGAGUGCACGCCGCCCGGCUGCCUCUCGUACACCCUGAUCGAGGAGCCGCUGAUGGGGCCGAAUUUCACACAUCUGAGGCCACCGGUUUACCAGCUGUUCAUCGACGACGUGAACGUCAGCCGUUGCGUCACGCGUUACCUGGAGGGCGUGAAGAUGUUGAUCGAGAAACUGAGGGAGUGCCCCGUCCUGUCUCGCUUGCCUAUCGUAGUGAACACGAUGGGUUUCGCGCGCAGCAUCGGUUGGGACAUCGCGAUCUCCACGAUAAAACUGAUCAGGCCGACGAUCGUCCUGCAGAUUAUGUCGUCGAAGAGGAAGAACAACUACGUCGACGUUCUCAGCGCGGUAGUUGUAAAUAACCAGGAAUGCUCGUGGACGUUCUGCGACGAGAGCUUUAUCAAUUGGGACAGACCGUGCGAGCACGAUUUGUGCGUAAUCUACUCCCAGGCGGAGGCCGCCGUCGCGCGGAGGAGCCAGUGGAACAUGGAGCCGUAUCAGCAACGUGAGCUCGUGAUGAUGUCUUAUCUGAGCGGCAUCGUCGAUGACAAAAAUGAUUCCCUCCAGUACAACACAGGACUUUCACUUAGCAUUAACGAAGCGGUGCCGUUUACGGCGCCCUUCUCCUCCCUGUGCAUUAUACCCCAACGAUUAUUCGGAGUACCCGCGUCACGUGCUUUAAGUGUCAUAAACGGUAACAUCGUAGCGCUAUGCGGUGUAGAUUUAACGGGGGAGUCUUCGGAAACGUCCAAAGACAUCUCCAGUCUUCGAGUACUGACGCAGAGAUCUCCCUUGUGCACAUGCUACGGAUUCGGAAUAAUUCGAGGUGUCGACAUGGAACGACAGGAAGUGUACAUAAAUACUCCGUUGCCGAUAUCGAUCAUGCAGCACGUUAACUGCUUGGCGGGCUGUAUUCCGGUUCCUCCGUCAUUGUUGCAAUUGCAUCAAGGCGCUCCGUACGUUGGUGAAGAUGCAGCAUUACCAACGAGUCGCAAACCCCGCAGAGGAUACUUCCGAAUGAGAUACCAAAAUAAGCCGAGUAAAUCAUAAUGAAUCUUAUUAUAUACGCCAUGUGUGGUACAAUUUUUUAUAAAUAAUAAUUACCUCUCAAACACUCGGAAGAGCAUUUAACAAAUGUAUCAUACUUGCAGAGGUAAUUUAUGUUACAUGAUUAAUAAUUAUAUUAUUCCAUUUUAAA
Wasmannia auropunctata (little fire ant) is the source of this 3353-nucleotide messenger RNA. Its product is annotated as polynucleotide 5'-hydroxyl-kinase NOL9. The transcript has 9 exons. NCBI's taxonomy places the organism in Eukaryota, Metazoa, Arthropoda, Insecta, Hymenoptera, Formicidae. Gene Ontology annotation, cellular component: nucleus. Gene Ontology annotation, biological process: cleavage in ITS2 between 5.8S rRNA and LSU-rRNA of tricistronic rRNA transcript (SSU-rRNA, 5.8S rRNA, LSU-rRNA). The record is from RefSeq and is a predicted model, not a curated record. Gene Ontology annotation, molecular function: polynucleotide 5'-hydroxyl-kinase activity. The coding region runs from base 470 to 3205 and encodes 911 amino acids.